GUCGUCUCCCCGUCCCCUGGUGCUCCGUCCCGAUUAGAAACUCUUUACUAGGCCACUCCUAUCUUGAUUUAAAACUGAAUUCCGCGACUAUUUACAAGUUUUGUACGAGAUAUGUAGAAUAAUUUGGCUAAGUGAUUGUGUGAAAUGGCUUAACUGGUCAAUUAAGAUCACAGGUAAAUCAACACAAUGAGUGGUCGAUCGGGUCGUGGAGUGUUUGGGAAACUCUUCUCCAAGAAAAAAGAUCAGUACAAAGAUGAAAGAGUCACAGAAAUCGGGAUGCCUACGAAUGUUAAACAGCACAUACAUGUUAGUAAGAAUACAGAGACAGGUAUGUUGGAGGGUUUGCCAGCUUCCUGGCAGAGAUUACUCAAUGCACAGAUCACGCCCGCCGAACAAAAUGAGAACCUGGACGCCGCCAUCCAAGCUGUCAAACUUCACAUGUACAUCAUCAAGAAAGAAAAGGCCCAAGAUGAACCUUUCAAACCAAUAGUUACUCAAGAAGAGAUCAACAAGGAAGACUUGGAGAUAGAGAAGCUGCUAGACCAUAAAAAUGCUCAUCAAAGUCAAGACUCCGACUUAUCAAUUGGUCAAAGUAGUGAAGAAGAAAUUGGUACAGUGACAGAUGUCUAUGCUCAAAGACAGACUAUGCCAGCAGUGCCAAUGAAAAAUAAUCUUAAGAAAAAGGAUGCUGUGAUGGAUCUUUCUGCAGUAGUGGAAGAUUUGACUCUCAUCGGAGAAGAUGGUGAUGAGAGCCCAAUAUUAAGGAAGAAAGAAAUGUUUAAUGCCACGUUGACUGAUGAAGAAAUUUAUGAGGAAUUAAGAAGAAUUUGCAAUAAGGAUGACCCUUAUGUGAGAUUUGAUAGGAUCAAACAACUCGGUGCUGGUGCUUCAGGUGUUGUAUUCAUCGCCAUAGACAACAAGGACAAUUCCAGAGUUGCCAUCAAAGAUAUUGAUUUGACAAAACAGUCAAAGAAAGAUCUCAUUCUAAAUGAAAUCAAUGUGUUGAAAGGUUUCAACCAUAAGAAUCUGGUGAAUUUCCUGGAUGCAUUCCUUAGCUAUGACCACUUAUGGGUUGCCAUGGAGUUGCUUGAUGGUGGAUCCUUAACCGACGUGGUGACCGAGGUAGUGAUGAAGGAAGGCCAAAUUGCUGCAGUUUGCCGUGAGACGUUGCAGGCUGUUGCCUUCUUGCACUCUAAAGGCACAAUACAUAGGGACAUCAAAUCUGACAAUGUCUUACUUGGUAUGGACGGCACAGUGAAAGUUACCGAUUUCGGCUUUUGUGCAAACAUAGUUGGUGACGAGAAAAGGCAGACAAUGGUCGGGACGCCAUACUGGAUGGCACCUGAAGUAGUCACGAGGAAGCAGUAUGGUAAAAAAGUUGACGUGUGGUCACUGGGCAUAAUGGCGAUAGAAAUGAUUGAAGGAGAACCUCCAUACAUGAAAGAAACGCCUUUAAGGGCUUUGUACUUGAUUGCAGCAGUCGGUCGUCCUAAAAUACCGCGAUGGGAGUCACUGUCACCCCAAUUCCAAGACUUCCUCGACAAAUGUCUUCAAGUGGACGUCGACUUGAGAGCGACAGCGGACGAACUGUUGGCCCAUCCCUUCCUCGAGUGCGCCAUGGAACUGAGAACUCUUACUCCAUUGAUCAAGGCUGCCCAAAAAAUUCUCCACAAAAAUUUCGACUGAGAGUAUUACGAUUUAUAACUCUUCCAUUCCCAUUUUUACAUGUCUUUUCUUUUUUAUAGCUAUUUUCAUGAGAUUUUGUAUGAGACUAGAAGAGGUGCCAAUAUUAUGGAUAUCAUUUAAGAGUGGUUUUACAGAUAUUGUUUAAAGGUCGACUAUAAAAAAUAUUGGGAUAUGAACCUUACGGAUUAGUUAAGAAAUAAAAGCAGGCAUGUUUGGCAAGGUAAGUUAUAAAAAAUAACGCUUUAUUUAGAGUAAGAUGCUUACUGAUAAGCUUAUUAUAUGUAAUCGAUUGAAAUAAAAUCGGGAGAUAUUUAUUCAAGAAUUGGCAUAGUGUGUAUAGCUUCCGUCUUAUCACAAUGCUCGCUCAGAUAUCAUAUCUGCUACUGAUACAGAAUGAUUUUGGACAUCACACUGUGACUUUUAUGAAGUGAAAUAUGUUUAAUUAUCAUGUAAAACUAUAAAUAUUGUAUUAAACAAAAGGUAAUUGUAAAAAUUGUUUCGGUUACUUAAUUAAAUCUGUCCAUGAAGG
Messenger RNA from Chilo suppressalis (striped riceborer), 2215 nucleotides. NCBI's taxonomy places the organism in Eukaryota, Metazoa, Arthropoda, Insecta, Lepidoptera, Crambidae. The record is from the annotation of a GenBank genome assembly.